Haemorhous mexicanus (house finch) is the source of this 11502-nucleotide messenger RNA. It is a transcript of the gene C1D, whose product is annotated as C1D nuclear receptor corepressor. The record is from RefSeq and is a predicted model, not a curated record. Gene Ontology annotation, cellular component: exosome (RNase complex); nucleolus. Gene Ontology annotation, molecular function: DNA binding; RNA binding. Lineage: Eukaryota; Metazoa; Chordata; Aves; Passeriformes; Fringillidae. The coding region runs from base 181 to 813 and encodes 210 amino acids. Gene Ontology annotation, biological process: maturation of 5.8S rRNA; regulation of gene expression. The transcript has 6 exons.
CUGCGAUGAACAUCAGCUGAAUCCCUUUCUCUUUCCCUUUCCCGCUCUCUUUCUCUCUCUCCCCCUUUAAUUCUUCUCUUCCUUUAUCUCUUCCCUGUUCCUCUUCCCCUUUAUGCAAAACCCUCUGCCGUGCGCUUUUCGUGCAUGUCAGGGACUAACUAACACCAACUCCUAUGCCGAAUGCAUGAUUUCCUAAUCAAAUUUUCUGGUUGUUUGCGGGUCCUAUCGCCUGGGUCCCUACCGACCAAGCGCAUUUACGAGUUUGGAAUCGUUUCCCCUUACGGCUGGCUCGCCAGACCGCCGCUUCCGCAUCCCGCUCCCCUCCCUGACGUCACCGCCGGUGGCGGGUGCGGGUCCCGCCCCGCUGUCGCCGUGCUCGGGAGUCGCACGCGGUGCCUGGCCGUCCGCCCGCAGAUGGAAAUGUCAGAAGAUGAUAAUAACAUGGAAGAAUACCCCACUGAAAUUCAUGAUUAUCUCACAGCAUUUGAAAAGUGUCUUGGUUCUGUAGAUGAGAUGCUGAAGACAAUGAUGUCAGUUUCUAGGAGUGACCUUUCGCAAAAGUUAGAUCCUCUUGAGCAAGCAAAGCUGGAUUUGGUUUCAGUGUACGCAUUAAAUUCUAUGUUCUGGGUAUACCUGGCUACCCAGGGUAUCAAUCCGAAGGAACAUCCAGUGAAAAAAGAGCUGACUAAAUUCCUGUGCCUUGGGGAGCCUGCAGCCCCUUCAGGAUGUACUGAUGUAACUUCCAGUUGUGUUGAUGAUGGAGAUCAUGCAUACUUUGGAUUUUGGUGGGCUCUCCAGCGAAUUGCAGCAUAAUGUCCUGAGAGCUGUUGGGGCUAACCUGGGAUUUGCCUGAACAAUGUGGGCUGACCUCUUUGCUUUUCCGCUUCGGGAUCGAAGAGAGGGUGAGUGUGUCAUGGACAUGUACCUGUUCCCGGGAUGAUGCUGCGCUGUAGCUUGCUACGCGCCUCUGCCGUCUUUCACCCCCCCUUGCCCUUUGCUCCAGAGGGUGUGUGCUGCCCUCAAGACAUUGCUACAGUUUGACUAGCUGCUGCUGGUGAUACAGACACCGACUGCUGCCCUUGAGUAUUAAAAAAGGAGCAAUCUCCUUGCCCGAGCCACCCCCCCAACACACAAGGAAGUUUCUGGGCUCCUGUGUGAGCACCCCUGAGGCCGCAGGGGAGUCUCUGCAGCUCCUCUGCCCUGCCUGAGCCUCCAGUGCUUCCUGGCUGGUUGUGGUCAUAGCUACACAGAAAGUGGAAAUUGCUUCACCGGCAAUGUUGUAAAUGAUCAAAUUGGCAGCCAAAUUUAUAAAAAAAUUUUAUAAGUUUAUUAGAGCGACAACGAAAAAAAAAAAUAUUAUAAAACUGCCACAGCCAAGACAGCGUCAACCCCGGACUUUGACACUGGGUGAACUUAGGUCGAGCCGACAUAGCAUCAGCAUCUCCCCAGAGUGUCACCCCGACUGCUCCAUGCAGCCAGCUUAUUGUUAUGAACAAAAAAGUUACCUUUUUUUUUUUAAAGAGAAGGGGCUGCAGGGGAGUUUUCAGUUGAGCUAGGAAUUGAUCGCUGGCCAAGAGUUCUUUGUUAGUGAAAUGUUGGAAUCACCCCUUGAGUAUCCUUAAGUACCGCCGUUUAACUCUCUAUUGUGGAGAAUUCUUGUUUUUCAGAACCACCCUAGCCUGUUGCCAGGAGGAUGACAACCUCCCCUCAGACGGUGGAGAGAGGAAGAAAUUUGCAUCUCCGGAGACAUGCAAAUUUAUCUCAAAACCCAACUGCACUGGGACGGGACCUUCACCAAAUCCUGAAAAAUACCCCAAAAAAGACGAGCCAAAGCAGAAUUGAGAAGUCAAGGUGGUGUCUGGACAUCAAGGCCAAGGUCCGAAGCUGGCAGAGAUGCUUGAAAACUUCGGUCACUCCUCGCCCCAACUAUAAACGAUGCCAGUCGGACCCAGGACCCCCUGGACUGAUAACGCUAAUUAAGAAACCUGGGUAUACCCCCACUGCCCUUGCGAGGACAGGAUCCCCAGCCCUGGCCCCUAGGGGACAGAGCUGCAAAUCCUCCUCUUCUUAGUCACUGCUGGGAGAGGUGGCAGAACUCUGCAGAUCUGCUAAAACCCCAUUUUGAGCUGAUCACUUUAAAAAGGCGUUAAAAGGAGGAAAAUCUCCUGCCCUGUCUAUUUCACUUGCUUUCUGUCAUUCAAAGCUUUUAAAGAUGUUCUCUGAGUAGGGGUCGCAUGUGGAAAUGAUAUUCAUGUUGCAGGUAGACUAUAACUCUGGUUGUCACUGUGAUUUACAAAGAGGAGAAUAUAGGCAUUCACAGCAACCUAAAUAGUAUUUUCUUUUUCUCUUUGUUAUAAUCAAAUACUUACCUUUAGAGUAAAAAAAUCUAAUAAUGACUAAUGGGCAAUAAUCUUCUGGAUUAGCUGCAGAGCAUUCAAUAUCUCUUUGAGUAGCGAUUACUAUCUUUUUUGGGGGGGGGGAUAUCAAUUUAAAGGUCAAGUGCUUUCAUAAAAAAGAGUGAUUAUCCAGUAUUUCAUAUGUUGAACAAAAGCUUAGCAAGAUUCAUUAUGUGUCAGUUGCUUUUGUGUAUAGCACAUAUGCAGUGAAAUGGAUUGCUUAAUUAUCUACCUACCUGUCUGCAGGGAAAAGAUGUGACCAUAAAUAGAAUCUGUCAAAUAGAUAUUUUGCUUUGCUUGUGAUAGUUAAUCAAGUACUAUAAUGGUUUCAGGUUAUAAUUUGGCUUUUUUAAAAAUAGGUAAACAUUUAAAUUAUUUUCAUGCCAACAGCCAGCGAUUUGGUUAUAAACGGGUGAUUCUAUUGGGGAUGGAAUGUGGAAUGAAGGUGAAAAGGAGGAAGAAACAAAACAGCGCUAAACUUAUGACUGGUCCCUUUCUCUUUCCUUUCAAUUCUCAUACUGUUCUUUUACAAGCUAUAAAAGUAUUCUGUGACAUGAGGCUAGGGCUAUAUUUAGGACAAAUCCAAGCAAGUGAACUUGAAGCUGUUUUAUACACUCUUUUCUUUUUUAUAUUUUUUUAAUUACUCUUAUUUUUUCCUGGUGUAUUUUUAUUGGUUAAUUUUGUAGAUUUAAUAGAAUUGGAGGUAUCUUAAAUAUGUUCAAACAAAAUAUGCAGAAAAAAUAUCACAUUUUUGUUUUUUCAGUUGUUUUCCCCCUAUUGUGAGAUAGUUUUCUAACAGCUGAAGACAUUCUCAUUUAUAAUUAGGGAUUACCUUCUUAGUUUGUGAACAUUUUUUUCUGUUUCUGGAUUUUGUUUUAGGAUCAUGUUCUUUAUUCCUACUGAUGUGCCUAUAUUUGUCAAAUAAUUAAUGUGUGUUUGAUCUACUACAUUUCAAGAAACACUGCUGGGUCUUUGUGGGUUUCUGUUGGUCACUUUACAUGGCAGUAAAGUGACCAACACUUUACCUCUCCCUUAGGAGAAGAACAGCUUUUAAAAUUCUUUGUGUGAAGUCCAGCCACCAGCUGGACUUCUGUACAAACAGACAUCAACACUGAAGAGUAUAAGGUAUACACCCGAGUGACAACAUGCUAGGAAAAUUUUUAUCAAAUGCUUUUGUUAAGUUUUUUUUUUUUUAAGGAAAAUGUCUCUAAAAAUGUAAAAUCUAAAUUUUAAAAAUCCUGUUGCUGUGGUAGAAGGUAUCUAAUAAAUACUAUAAACAUCUCAAGUAGGCUAGGAAUUGUAAGGCUUUUCUCAUUUAUACAGACUCUCUUAGGAUAAGCUGUUUUAUCUGCAGAGGGGGAGAGAAAGGAGACUGGUGGUUUUAUAAAAUGACAGAUCCCGAUUAAUAAGAAACAACAACAAAAACCCCCAGUGAGUUUUCAUCUGUGUUAUUGUAUAUUAGCCCCACUCCAUGCAUGAAAGUUUUUCUUAAUUAUGUGAGAAGUGAGUACCAAGACAGUUAAGAUAAUUCACUUGAUGAAUACUGCCAAAAACCUGUGUUAGGUUUUGUGUCCCUGCAGAGGGUUAAUGCCUAGUGCCUAGGUGAACAACCACCUUUUAAACAAUAGGCAUUAGCUAUUGAGCUUUGUUGCUUUCUUCUUCUUCUUUUUUUUUUUUUUGGGGGGGGGGCGGUUUUCUCAUGGCUGUACACAUGGUAAAUCUUUAACUUCAGGUGUCCUUCAAAGGUGACCAACUAAAAUAUUAGCAAAAGAAAUGUUUUAUGGGAAAAUGUUGGCAGAAACCCCAGCAGAAACAGGUGGUAUUGGGUUAUUUCAAUAUAAUGUAAUGAUGCAGCCAGGUUUCCAUCUGGACAGCAUGUGGUUGUGUCUACUUAGAGAGUAUCAAAGGGUGUAAGUAUGCACCAGGGAUAAUGGUGGUGCACAAAAGUGUAGCUGGAUGGCUACUGUGCAAAAUAAUAGUCAGGGUUCCAGGUCCUCUGGGUUAAAUACUUUUCCUGUCAGAAUCUGAACUUCUUCAUAAAAUAUUAAAGAUGAAGCAAACAUCUGAUAUGCAAUGCUGAGCCAUGUAAUUACAAGGCAGUUCCUGGAAGCCACGUAUUGUUCAUAUUAUAGCUAGGCGUUUAUUAUAAAAGAGUUCAUUACCCUUGGAAGCUAAGAUAUAUUUCAAAAGAGUCCCUGAAGCAGAGGUACUUUCAGCAAGCUUUACUGUAUGAGGAAAAAAGCUCCAAGUAAGUUGAUCAGAACAUAAUUAGGAAACAGGAGAGGAAUUGGAUACACGAUUGCCAAGGAUCAGAUAAACAUCUGGAGUAAAUGUCUCCAUCUUCAUAGGCUUCACUGUAGGCAUGCUGAAUUGCACUGGGUAAUGCAUUUUUAAAACCAGAUGUGGUAUUCCUUUGUACUGGCAGAUCCUCUCACAAAUCACAGCUUUGCUAAGAUACGCCACAGACCAUCUUCACACCUGUGUGCUCUCUGUACAGAGGCAAAUGAAAUCUGGUAACAAACACUGGCAAAGGCUGAACUGAGGACAGGAGGACAGGAUUUAGUCUGAUGCAUUUACAGGGAGAUUUGGAAGAUACCCUUGUAAAAUGAAGUUUUGUGAGCAGGGGUGUAAUGAGGAAGUUUGUGGGCUAAGAGGAGGAGCAACAAGCUCAAACUUCCUUGGGGCUGUCAGCAGGAGCAGAGUUGACCCAGAGCCAUUUCCAUUACUUGGAAGUGAAGAGCAGUGUAUCAACUCUUGGGAAGUGUAUUCCACACACAAGCAGUGUAUCCCAUGGGAAAUAAGGGGCUCUUAACAAACACACCAGGCCUGAUUCUUUACUGUAUUUUGUGCACAUUUAGUCCUUGUUUACCAUAUCAAUCAUCUUGAUAGCAUUUGACACCCUGUGUCAGUUGAUCAGCACAAAUGUAAAUCAUGGAAGCAGGGCUGAGGAAAAUUAAGACCAGGUCUUAGGCUGCCAUGAAUCACAUAGUAUUUGUGGGCUUCUCUAAACAAGCUGAGGAACUGGCACAGGCACUUUUUCACUGCUGAUAUAUCACUUCUAUACAUGUAUGUGUUAAAAAUUCCCAAGUCUCUUUUCCCCUUGCUCAUGGAUGACCUGAUUAAACUGGAAGUAGUUCUUUCUGCCAGGGAGAAGAACCACUGAAAAUUUAGCAUGCUGGCCAGCAGCACUUGGCAGCUAAAGAUCAACAUGCUGCUGCCAUUAAUCGUUAGUAUCACACAGAGGUGCCAAAAAGCCAUGGAAAAUAUGAGAUGACAUCCAGCAACUGAUAAAUGUGAUGAUUAAAAAAUCAGCAAGUAUUUAACAGUAAUGGGUAUUGGACAGUAUUUGGAAGGAACAACCCUUACCAUUCAGCUGAUAUUAAAAAACCCAAACCCAUGCAUCUGACACUGGCUAAUGAGGCUUUGUGCCAAAGAGAGAUCCUUUCCCCCUUUACUGGACAAAUCCAGCUCUGGUUCAUAAUGCCUGUACUGAGAGAAAAUGUAAUUAGAACAGGUACCAAGGGCCAGACAUCUAAGGCCUCCAUCCAGACUGCUUAGAAAAAUGAGGAUAUUCUCCUACAAGUGGCAUUCUAUGAAAAGUGAUGUUAUCUCACAUAUCUCACAGUGCUGUAGGUUUCAGUUUCAAGUUGCAUAUGUGCUGAAGUGCUUUGCUGGACCAGGGAAAUCAACGCUUUUCCUGGAGCUCCAGUGACUUGAGGGAAGCCAUGUGAUGGUGCAACUUGAUUUUAUUGUUCAGUCUCACCAUGUUUGUGGUCCUUCCUGAGGGGACCAUGCCUCGGUGUGUGGUGUGUCAUUUCCAUUCACUUUGCCCUUUGAGGUCCAUGGAGGAACAGCACUGUUCAAAUUACAUUUUAAAAUUGUUGGAUUAUGGCCUUUCAAGUGAAAUCUUUUCAGCAGACUAAAAUGGUUUAUGUAUUCCCAGUUACCUCCAAGUUCAGAUCUGUGGCUACUCAGGCCAUGAGUUUGUGUGGCUUCUUCCCUUCCUUGCUGAAAAUAAAGCCAUGCCUAGACACAAGACUAGCUUUCUGUGAUAUGUAGCUUUUUCCUCCUCUUGCCACAAGACUAGAGUUGCUGGGGCAGCAGAGAGUUUUUCCAGUCAAUUAAGCAAGUUGCAAAUGGUUCUUCAAUCUCCAUAGAAGCUUCAAAUGAAUGACUUGUGACAGCAAACAGGCUGAAGGUAGCACAGAUUUAGGAUGUCAGUGCAUGUGACUGUCUAUCUACAUCCUGAUUAUGAUGCUGAUUUAAUAGGUCUGGUUCAAGGCUCCUUGGCUGCAUGGACUGAUUUGAAUUUUAUUUUACCAAGGAUGAGAGGAAUUAAGAUAUCCCUGAUCUGAGCAUGACAAUGAAGUAAUGGGGGAAAAAAAAUGUGAUGGAGCAUAUGACCAGCUACUGUCUGUACUUGUAAAUCCCUGUUCAUCUCCUGCCUCCAUUAUGUUCCUGGAACAGCCCUUUGCCACUCCCCUUUGCAGUGCUCUGUACCUAAAACCAGCGUGUUACCACAGGUACAUUAAAAGUAUAGUACUGCAUGCUGAGAGUUUAAGAGUUCUGAGAAAGCAAGAGCAAAUUUGGUGCAUUCACUCCUCCUCAGAGAAUUUUUCAUUCGGAUAAUCCUGUCUAGAUACAUAACAUGGUCACUUCCAUGUUAGAUCUGGAAACAGCCAAGGAAUUUCGGUGGUACCUCCUCUGAGGAGGCUGUCAGCUGUCAGUAAGCAAGUGCCUGGUGCUUCAAGGAGGAGGAGAUAAGGAGAAAUCGACAAUUCUCUAGAGGAGCCUUAGCUGUAAAAGCAGUCCUAAUUUUUGUCCUACUUUCUCUUCCCCACACCUGUAUUAACAAGCAGAGUAACUGCUUUGGGCACUGAGUCAGGUUGACCAAAAUCAUUACCCUCCACUUAUGAGGAAAGAGCAGAUGGUCUCAGUGCAGUUCCAGAUGUGGGAGAGAUUUAGUAAUGAAACACGCAUCGGGUAAGGGAGGCUAAGAAACUUUUGGGUGACAUGAGAGGGAAUGAUCUAGUAGUGAUGCCAUAGUUUCUGCCAGCACAUCUCUGUGCUGUGGGACGGGAAGCCUGAAUUUGUUAGUGGAAAAGACCAUGGUUCCCAUUCCUCUGGAUUUUGGCUCUUGCAAUGGAGUUAGUGUUUGCUAAUUUCCUUGAUCUUUUUGGUUGAUGAGCACAGUGCAUCUCCUCAGCAUGUCUGAGUUUUCCAUUUGAAGUCUGCAUGUGGCUUUGAAUUAAGAAAGAGUUUGGGUUGGAAGGGACCCUAAAUAUAAUCUUGUUCCAAUUCCACUGCCAUGGGCAGGGAAUCUUCCACUAGACCGGAUUGCUCAGAGCACCAUCUAGCCUAGCCUUGAACACUUCCAGGGAUGGGGCAUCCACAGUUCCUCCGGACAAUCCAUUUCAGUGUCUCACCACCCUCACAGGAAAGAAUUUCUACCUAAGGUUAACCUGCCCUCUUUCAGUAUAAAGCCAUUUCUUCUUGUCUUGUCAAUCCAUGCCCUUGUAAAAAGUCCCUUUCCAGAUCUCUUGUAGCCCUUUAAGUAAUGGAAUGGCUGCUAUAAGCUCUCCCUCCCCAGAGACUUCUCCAGGCUGAAGAGCCCCAACUGUCUGUCAAUAAGAGAGAGAUCUGUCUCAAUAAGAGAAGUGCUUCAUGCCUCUGAUCACCUUGGUGGCCUACUCUGGACUUGUCUUAGCUGGCCCAUGUACUUCUUAGAUUAAAACCAUAAAUCUUGGAUACAACACUGCAGGUGGGGUCACACCAGAGCAGAGAGAGUCCUCUCAUUCACUUGCUGCCCACUCUGCUUUGAUGCAGCCCAGAAUGAAGAUGGUUCUCUGGGCUGUGGGUGCACAUGUCGGGCACAUGUUGCUUCUCAUUCACCAACGCCCUCUACUCCUUCCUCUCAAGGCUGCUCUCAAGCCAUUCUAUGCCCAGCCUCACUUUGUGCUUGGGACUGCUCUGGCCCAGGUGUGGGACCUUAUACUUGGCCUUCUUGAGGUUUGCACAAGCUGACUCUCAAGUCUGUCCAGGUCCUUCUGGAUGCCAUCCCUUCCCUCCAGCCUGUGACCACACCACACAGUGUGGUGUCAUCGGCAAACUUGCUGAGGGUCCAUGUCACUAACAAUACCUGUGGAUUCUUUGCUUCUUUUUCGCUAAGGUUGGGAUUAAAUGCGCAGGACAGUAUUUCUUGAUUGGACUCAGAUGUUUAUUAGUUCUUAUCUAUAUUACAGUCUCACAAACUGUGAGUUCUACAGCACUUCACGCUAAAAAAUUAAAAAUGGAACUGUAUCUCUCUCUACAAGGCCUUUUAAGGAUAAACUGUCUAAUUAAGAAAUGAUACCAAAAUUAUUUUUACUUUUAACUUAAUAACCAACCACCCAUAGCCUGCAAUGCGACUUUUUUAUCGAAUUACACAAUUCUACCCAAACCCAUGAAGAAGAAGGUGAAGAAGAAGGACUAGCCUCUGACCUUAAACUUCUAUUUUACUUUAUAUAUAUUACUACAUUCUAAAACCUUAACCUCUGUUUUCCAUCAUGUGAUAUUCAAACUUUUGAUAUUCACUUCUAUUCAAACUACACACCCAUAAUCCCAGUUCUAUUAUUCAAUUUUGGAAGCCUUUUCAUGGUUUCAGGUCAAAUGUAGUGUUCUCUUGCGGAUCACUAUUUGUCAGCACAGAAAGUCUAAAAUUCUUAGUAACCAGGGUUCCAACAAAUACCAACCAUGGAGGAAUGCCUUUUGUCACUGUGGUUUACCUGGACACCAAAUCAUUGACCAAAACUCUCUGAGUUUUCAAGAUCUGUCACCAUCCAGACAGAUCUUUGGUCAAAAAUACUUAGGAAUAGACUCAUUGACUCAUGUUUACAAACCCCACCUCUCCCCAGAAACAGGUCAGAUCCAGGACAGUCUUUUCCUUAUCCAAAGAGGUUGCAACUUCACAGCUGCCUGAGGAUUUGAAGGCUCUCUGCUCCUGUUUUGACAAAUAUAAACCUAUUUGCUGAAUUGGGGUUGUGUCUGUGUCUGCCACCAUGGUUCAUAGGUCUGCAUCUCAAAGGACCUUUGAAUCAUUUUGGGUCUAUCCAGAGUGGAGAAAGCCUGUGCAGCUGAACUUGUUCCAAAGCAAUUCAUCAAUCUGUAACAUUUUCAAGAAAGUUUUAUUUUGCCACUGUGUCUACUAAAGAGUUUAGGGCUAUCCUGGCAGAGGAUCAAACCCUGUGUUAUUUGGUACUGUACUGACUUCAUAAAGAUUUGCAGGAUGGACUCAAUUAAGUCUAAAAAAUUAGGAAGGUGUCUGGUCUUUCUGGUCUUUACAUUAAACGCAUACUGUUUCUCAAGUAUUCGGGAGUUGAACACAUGCCACAUUUUGAAGCCAGUAUAUUUGAAGGUCCACAAAGAAAUGUACUAUGCUACGUAUAAUGUAUUUCCUGGAAACAAUCUAAGGUAUAUUUAUAUCUUCUGCUGUGAGAGAUGUUAGUAAGUGCUUCCAGUAAAAGAGCAUAUAAAGGUGAAUCCUGAAAAACAAGGUAAAGAGUUGUAGGAUAUUAUUAUUUAUCUUUGAGUAAAGUUGCAAAACUCUCCACCUUCAUUUCAUAGGAGCCCUGGCUGAGUGUCAAAAGACAUAAUAAAAACAAUCAGUAUAUUCUCAUUUUUCUAUGUGAGAGGAUGAAGUCGUGGCAUAUGGUCAGCUCACCAGUGCUGUUAAUAAUAAACCACAGCUAAUUAAGUGCUGAUUUAUUCCUCUCGGUAAGUGAAACAAAUUGCUUUAACGGCUUUUGCUGAGGACCAUCUAGUCAGAUGGAUUAUGUAUAGAAAGUUCAAGCUAAAACUUAUUAGAGAUCAUGUUUCAGUGUGGUGGAUUUUUAUGGUAGAAACAAUUAGAAACAUAACAGAAUGUGUCCUGUAUUCUCUUUGAUGGAAAAUCAGAUAAUAAUCUGGGGAAAAGUCUAAUUCUCAACACAGCUGCUCCCCUUGCUCUAUUGCACCAGAUUUAAGCUGGAUAAAAAUGGAAACAUGCUUAAAAAAUUGAUCAUAGCUUAUAAUGGCAAUGAUCACCUUGAAAUUGGUUGUGACUACAGUUAAUGAGCAGAGUAUUAGAGCGUAAAAUGCCCUCAGAUUCCCUCAGACUAUUAGCUAACAUGUUGGUUGUUAACUGCUGGUCAGAUGGUAUCUUUAUUUGGUGAUCCUCUUUCAAAGACAUGGAGUUGAUCCUCGGAAGCUGUGGGAUGGGGUGCUUCCUUGGAGUAGUGGCAGAGAGAAAGUGGGACCUUGGACAGGUAAUCUCCUUUGUGAGAAUCCCCUUUUCCCCAUAUCUGUAGUCUAGUUCCUUUAGAGCGUGAAUAUUUGUGCAAAUGCUGCUGGCUGUGAGCUCCCACUACAGCUUUCCCAGAGAAAGUUUUUGCCAAAAAAGAGGCAGGGCAACCUGUUGCAGGCUAUUGAAGGUCUCACAGAGGCAAAUCCUGGGGCUCUUUGCAAGUAGAAGCUUGGCUUGGCAGACUGGGAUGGGGAGAAGCCCUUCCAUUUCAGGAAUGUUCCAUGGGAUUUUGCACUCCUGAUGGUAGCAGUACUGUACAGUUGCAAAAAAGAUAGGAAUUGUUCAGUUUGUUGCACUGAGCUUUGCAAUCUAUGUUCCUUUUUUUUGCAUUGUUCUCAUAGUUCCUUACAAAAUCCUGCCUGAUAUGGAGAUACUGCUUUAGUUUAGAUGCUUACUGCUUUCUGAGCUGUGAAGUAGUAAGGGGCUAAUAAAAUUAUAUCACUGGAAUUACCUCUGCUAACCUAAAGAUUCAAUUUUGUCUUCUGAGUUUUUCUGACUUUCAUAAAUUUAUGGUUUACUGGUCAAAGUUUUGAUAUCUUUGGAAAACUUACUGUCACAGAGCAUUUAUGACUAACAUUUAUGUCUUGAUCCCAGAAGUCUGAAGUAAUAGGAGCAAAUUUCACUAUUGCACAUGCUAUAUUUAGAUGUGUUUUUUUCUCAGCAGUGUUGGGGCCCUUGUUCCUAGAGAAAUAGCUCUUUACCAGAGCUAGUUGUAAUUUGUGGCAGUGAAUUUUUUCCCAUGACUUGUGAAGUGUCCCCAACAUUAAAAAUCCAUAUGGAAACAAA